GAUUUCUUGAUUGAGAAAAUCGAUUAACUUCAGAACUCAAUAGGCAGAUUAUGCCCUAUCUCGACCCUGUAUUAAUCAACCUGUUGACAACAAGCCGUUCACGAUGUUAUAAAUUUUUUUUGGGUAUCAUUUUUUUAUUUAUUUUAUUUUUUUAAAAAUCACAAAUGCAAUAGCGUUCCUCUUUCAAUCAAAGACCAAAGUUGAAUGCAUGAGCUGAACACUGACCAAUUAGAAGAACUGUUUGGCUCUGAUAACUCAGAUUUUGAUGAUUCGUUCUCUGAUGAUCAGACGCGAAUGGAUGCAAGGCUAGGUUCGGACCGAAACAGGUCGCCCGCUCGUAUGCUGACGAGCGAAAAAUUUGGCCGUAUACCUGGACUUCGGCUUUUGAGGCAAGGCCUAUCCCACAGUGUGCAAACGAAGCUACUUGAUACUAUCAUUUCAGCAAAGUACUUCAAUGGCGCAACUAAUAAUCAAGCCAUGCAUUUUGGCGAUCUCCCACAGCAGUUUCAAGAUAUCGGACAAUGGGCAAAGCGAGAUACAGACUUACUUGAAAGUAUAGAUAGAGAACCUUUAUUUGAUCAGGCCAUUCUUAACUUGUAUCGUCCAGGUGAAGGCAUACGCAGCCAUGUGGACCUACAAAAGUUUGAUGAUGGCAUACUUAUCGUAUCCCUCUUAUCUUCCUGUGUCAUGAUCAUGACACCAGCUAGCGAAGCACAAAAACAUGCUACAAGCUAUAGUGAAGAAGGCAAUUUGGAUGACGGUAUCCCCAUCCUUUUACGACCAGGCGAUGUACUGGCAAUGAUUGGACCAGCUAGAUGGGAUUGGGCACACUGUAUACCGGCAAGACUGGUAGAUGAUGUUAAUGGGGACAUAAUACAGCGUGGCUCUAGAGUGAGCAUCACCUUGAGAAAACUUAACUGUACCACGGCUGAUGCCAUCGAACUUGGUCACAGACAAUAAAGUGUAAUUUAUUUUAUGGCAAAAUCUUUUCUCCACAGCACUCGUCGGGUGACGACCGCACAAAAACCGAACUAGCCCAAAGUCUUAUGACAAUAACUCGUUUUUAAUCUUGAAAUUCUGAUCGUUAACUGUUUGAAAAAGUGAUCACUGUUGCCAAAGUCCGCAUCCCUAUCUACCUCGCAUCUCUUU
This is a messenger RNA of Umbelopsis ramanniana AG, 1149 nucleotides long. RefSeq lists its product as uncharacterized. The coding region runs from base 205 to 960 and encodes 251 amino acids. Lineage: Eukaryota; Fungi; Mucoromycota; Umbelopsidomycetes; Umbelopsidales; Umbelopsidaceae. Gene Ontology annotation, cellular component: mitochondrial matrix. The record is from RefSeq and is a predicted model, not a curated record. Gene Ontology annotation, biological process: DNA damage response; fatty acid metabolic process. The transcript has 2 exons.